Molecule: messenger RNA, 747 nt
Organism: Bursaphelenchus okinawaensis
Lineage: Eukaryota; Metazoa; Nematoda; Chromadorea; Rhabditida; Aphelenchoididae
Source: the annotation of a GenBank genome assembly
AUGGCUCGGUUCCUCUUAUUGUUCGUUUUGUUGCCUCUAAUUGUCAGCCCAGACCUGGCUGAGUUGCCAGUCUGUGGACUGUAUCAGGCCUGUGCCUCGAGGCUCAGCGUCUUUCCUUUGAAGUCGACCGACACCGUGUUCGAAGAUGACGUUUCUUCAGGCCAGGGAUCGGGUACCCACAUCAGUGAGCCCAUAUACGAUGAGUUCGUGACAGCCGUGACUCCAUUUGACUUCGAAGCCGAACCCAGAAGCACUGACACCCGGUUGUGCCGAUGUGAAGGUGAAAGUAAGUAGUCUUCGAAACAUAACAUAAACCAAGAUAUAAACACUCAAAGUAAAAAAAGUAUAAAUCGUACUAAAACUAUUCCUAUUAUUGACUCUUAACAUCACAUUUUCAAGCUAUUUUUAAGCCUAUUGUAAUACGUAGGCUUAAAAUGUAUUAGCCUAUCUAUAAAACUAACUUUAGCUGACGACGAACCUUCCUGCUCGUUUGACUCUUCCGACAAUGUACUUACAAUCGACUCUACCGUAUCCCUCUCUCUCUGUAAGCCAGUCAAAGAUACAGUGCACAGUAAAUGCUUCGGCAGACGACAUUUCGUCACCAUAAUCGGACAACUUGACGACAAUGGAGGUCUGACCAACAUAACAGAAACCCACGUCCCUUGUACCUGUGACAGCUACUCGAGAGUGGCAACUGAACCUUGGACUGAAGGCUUCGUGCUAUCGUACCGUUGUAUCCAGGACUAG